AUGUGUGUUAGGCAGAGACUCUUCCUAGUGCUUUCAGAGACGAGUCGAAUCGAAUUCGCUGACAUUGCCGUGGCUGAGUUUGUGGCAGUGAUGCGCUACCACACCGCCGGAGAGGUGAGACCUUUCCGCUCCUUGUCGUCCGCAGCAAAGUCAGCCUGGCUAGUGCAAGAGCCGCGGCUGUUCUUAGAGAAGGCCAGCCGAGAUCCAGCUUUGCUGCCGUGGCUGCCGUAUGCUACUGCACAUCUGGAUUCCCCAGGGACCGUUCAUAAACCCUUAGAUGAGGACGAGAAGACGAUCUUGUCGCUGCUUCUGAAGUACUUUGCAUGGGAUGCAUGGACCCACGACUUCUCAGACAGCCGCUUGAGUGAGCUAGGCCUUUCGCCUGAGCUUCCUGUAGAUGCGGCAACUGACAGUAAAGUGAAGGCGGAGGCAAGGCCAGUGCGAGUGAAGCGAGAGCUGGAUGGAUCCGUAGGCGAUGCAUCUUCGGAUGCAGUCGUAGCCGCCGUUGCAGCUGCCGGUCCUAGUAAACUGCAGCGAGUGAAGCGAGAGCUGGAUGAAUCCAUGGCCGGUGCGGGUGCACUUGAAAAGAAGCCAAGAAGCAGUGCCGGGAUCAGAUGCUGCAGCGAGCUAGACAAGCUGCUAGCGAAGGAUCAGCCCCAGCAAGCUCUGGGCAAGCAUAUGCUCACCUUCGUGCAAGUUCUGCGAGGCAUUCUGGGAGCUGGUUACUCCGCCGUGGGCGACAGCUGGAUCGGCAGGAUCGCGGUCGUGAAUUGUGGCGAGGAAGCUUGGUCUCGGUGCUUGAGGCAUCAGUUCCAGGCGACAGCCUUGCUGGGACUCAUCUACAGCAGGUCGCACUGGGCACUACUCGCAGUCGACAAUCGCAACAGAGCUGAUCCGGCCGCCUAUGUCUAUAGCGGUAUCAGCGACCCUGUCUGCGAGGACCAUGCCCUGAGCUUCAUUGCGUACCUGGUGGAGUACGACUGGCUAGAUCGAGAAGUGUCUGUGCAGAGAGCAGCUGUGCCUCCCCAGGGUGACAGCUGGAGCUGCGGACACCGCUGCAUCCUGGCAGCGGAUGCUGUUUUCUGUGCACUCUUGAAGGACGAGCCUCUGCCAUGCUUGCUGCAGGAGGCGCACAUCAGUAGCAAGCUCAUUGAUGCCUUGCUGGGUGUGUCUAAGUGUCCGAGGGUAGAGGCAGGGCAGAGCAGCCAGGCAAGGGCUAAGGCGUCGGCAGCCACAGCCCAGACCAGUGCCCCAUGUGCUCCGGACGAGCCUCCUCCUGCUCCUUGUACCCCAGCCCGGAAGCGCAAGCCUGACUUCGAGGCAGCAUCGCCAGCAGGAGACUCACAAGCCAGCACCCCCAGGGCUCUGGUGUCUCGAUCUGCUGGUUCCAAGGCAGGGUCAGUAGCUAGCAAAGCAAAGCCUCAGAUGAGCAAGAAGGCCCAGAAGGCACGGAUCGGCGAAGGCACUGAAGUCGCUAAGGCUGCUGGGGUCACACACAAUAGCUUCCAAAAGGAACACUACAGCGAGAACAUUGAGCCGGUGGGAGGACAUUGGCAUCUAUUCAUCGAGGGGGUCCUGAAGCCGGAGUUGGUGUUGACGUGCAGGGUGUGCUCAAGGCUUCGACGAGACAUACUCGCAAAGCCACCCGCAGGGUCCGACCAGCAGAUCGUGCCGGUCAGAGUUGAGGACAUCGAGCCACGUUUGGGGCCAUCCGUGAGCAAGAAGGGUCGGCCACGGAAAUCGGAACUACCCGAAGAUCGUUGGAAUCUCCACAUCUUCAUGCGGCUCCAUCGUGCCGACAUCUACCUGCAGACGCAGGACACGUUCAAGGCCCAGGUGUUCAUGUACCACUGUCGAGCCUGCAAUCGGAGCAUCUCCUUUCAAAGCCAGACCAACCCAGAGAAAGUGCACCGGCACGAACGUGGGGUCUAUCACAAACGAGGGCUUCGGAGACUCGGCCUGGCGCCAGAUGAUCCCGCGGAUCUACAAGGUGAAGGCGAUGAGCCGCCGGUGGAGGACCAACUCGUCCCAGCUUCGAAGGGAUGCCCAGGCAUCUCCUCGCAGGAUGCCACAAUGCCGCUGCAUGGAAUCCGUGAAAGCUUGCUGAGCUGGGCUUGUGCAGGCCAGCCCAGCACCACAUAUUCCGAGAAAGAGAAGGAUCCAUUGCUCCAUGUCCAGUUUCGCUUCCAAGGCCAGAGUAUCUGCGCUCGCAGCAGCAAGUGCCAAGGCCAACAUGACAGCAGAGAAGCCGCCUGUGCAGAGUGCCGCAAGGAGGCCGGUAAUCGGGACAUGCAUCGGCACAUCUGUCGUAUGUCUUACAUGGUGGACUUGUGCGCUCUAGCUCACAAACUGUCCCAUGGCACGGAAGCCGAGAGCAGGGACUUCGUCGAGAUCGUCAAGGCCCGGGACUACAUGAAGAACGGCUAUGCUGGCGACGACUUCAACAAGCUUCUCCAGAAAGGCUCCGGACUCGAACAGGUGCGGGCCAUCGUCCACAAGUUUGUGUGCAUACCUGCUUGGCGCCUGGGCCCCUCCCUGAAGUCACUCAUCAACCAUUGGCUGCCGAGCACGCCCACCUUCUUUGCCGGCGAUGUGGAAUCGUCGGCGCAUGCAAGCUUGGUGCAGCAGUUGUCUGGUGCGGUGCGGGAUGGCCGCUGCAGAGAUGCUGACUUGCAGCUGGCGGCUAAGAUAGCCGCCGGCGGUCUUAGGGGGGAUGCACUCGUGCAGGGGCUAGUCAGCUCAUUCUUGUAUACGUUCCGCAGUGACUUGGAGACGAAACGUUACAAGACCACGAGCCGCUUCAUGAGUGCCAUGGGUGCCACAGAAGAGGCCCUCGUCACACUAGGGCGUUCAGAGGAAGUGAAGCAGCUCCUGGAGAGGUUCGGUGUGAAUCGCCGAUCUCUCCCGACUUUGCGUGUGCUGGACCCCGUGCUUCCGCAGCCCUUCCUGAGUUUGUCGUCCCAGGAGCAGUUGACCCAGACCAUCACAUGUAUCAGUACCCAUCUCAAACUGGGACUGGAACACAGGCCCUUCCUCAUGUUCGAUGAGACCGUCAUGGAGGCGAACUAUGAGUUGAUGAGGCUCUCAGGUCAGGAUGACGAGAAGUUCAUAGGAGGCUGCUGGCACCGGAGCCCCGAGGAAUCCUGGGCAGUUCUAGAUCCCGCGACCCACGACCGGAGUAAUCUGCCGAUGGACAAGCUCUCCCGCCUGGCCUUGUGCUGUGUGCUGAAAAGAACCGACACGAAUCGGUUUGCUAUGAGCUGUGCCAUGGUCCCUCGCCCUCGGGGGCAAAGCACUGCUGCAGAGAUGCUGACUGCAGUAUGCCAAGUGCUGGAAACAACGACCCAUUGUCGUGGAGGAGUCCCACCACAAGGAACCGUCUCGGAUGCAGCGCCUUGCAAUGCCAUGGUCAUCCGUGCAUUCGUGGGGCAACUCCCGGCACAGGUCAUGGAGAGCACCGCAUUUCUCAAGGAGUGCACAGUGACGAAGACAGGCGUGUCGUUUUGGCCAUAUGCUCUGGUGCGACACGGGAAGCAGCGACACCUCAUCACCUCCUUCUUGGGGGGGCUGCAUCUUCAAAAAUCCUUCGGAUUACAAUGUCAGUCUGGGUCCAAGAAAAUCGUCUUGGGAUCCCUGUUCGUCGAGGUCUCGAACAUGCUAGGAUAUGGCUUGCCAGCCAGGGCAUACAGCCUCCACAACCCCAUGUCGGAUCGCGAAAGCGCCUCGAGGAUGGCCCCUUGUUAUAUAGGCCGCACGUGGCUGUCGCUGGGAACGCAUCUCUACGCCCUCAUGGGAGGGCUCAUCGCCUCCUGUACCGUCGCCUCGGCUGCUUUUUCGAAAAAGCAGCUGAUGCUGAACGCAUUCACAUUGCAUUUUAUGUGCGUCCUGCACAUCAGCACAAAUCUGCAUACCUACAAGGGGGCUUGGCGGGAACACUCGAUUGCCCUGACGACUCUGAGGAACAUUUCUCGAAUGACCGCCGGCUGUGUGGCCACCGGGCUCACGAACUUGGAACCUGCUGCACUCCAAGAGGGGCGGAUAGAGGAGCACUUCGGGCUCAUAAAAAAACAUGCUCUUGGUGUCGCCACCUUGAAGGACCUCAUCCUGGGGACAGCCAAAGAACACGCCAGGCAGCUUCACAUCCUGCGAGCAAGCUCCUCCGAGCAGCUGCCCACCGCUUUCACAUCCCAGCCCCGAGAGCCGAUCAGUGAGGAGGAGAUGAAGGGGCUUGCCAAGAAAGCCCUCGCUGCUGCCAUACAGCUUCAAUGCUGGAUCACUACGGAUCUCACUCCUAACGAGUGUUAUGACCAGCUCCACAAUUUCUGGCAUCGCAUGAAAGGUGCCCAGAUGUUUGGGGAGUGCCAGCCCGAUGAGCCCACCGACGAGGACAACUCCGACGUGGAGGAAGACUUGACACCAGAUGCGGUUGAGGUCACACCAGCAGCUGAGAACCAGGACCCUCCCAGAGAGAUCCCAGCGGAUGUGGCAUGCCUCACCCGUGUCGAAGGGCGUGCUGCCGUGAUCGAGGACUUGGACAAGAGUCUGGAUGCCCUUGCAGACCCAAGUGGCCUGGCCGAGGAAUCCGGACAUGACGAUCCGGAGCUUAAGCUGGAUGCAAAGACCCUGCAGGAGCUCUGGCCAGGCGAGCCCGAGGAAGAUGAUGAGGCCCAGAUUCCGAAAACCGUCAUCGAGCUUUUGCAACAGGUGAAGAGCGGCGGUCCAGAAUUCCAGCUGGGCGAUAACAAGGCCGCCGAAGGUCCGCGAGCAUGUCUGAAAAGAGUCGAGGCCAUGGUCGGGAGCAUCAGGAGAUUUACGAGGAUGGUUCGCUUGGAGGAGGGCCUUAUUUCCUUGGCUUGCCUCGAAAGAUCCCGGACACCCUUAAACGAGCACAAUGCGAGAAUGCACGAACUGGCCCUUGCACGUCGUGCCGCCGGCCUGAGUCAGCAGCGCAUCUCCCGUGCCGAAGCUUGGUCCAGAUGCCAGAUUCUGUUCGUGGAGAAGAUCAAGGCAAAGAACCCCAAGGUGACGGAGGGCGACCCAGGCAUCACUGCACCCACGAGCUACCGGAACGGCAAGAACCAUAAGGAUCCGCAGGUGUUGCUUUUGCAUGACGGGACUCCGGAGAAAGGUGAGCUUCGCCUCGCCAUCGUCCUCGCCAUGUUCCGCGGCAGCAUCGUGCGUAAACAGGGGUCCCCGCAGCUUGGCCAAAUUCGUGUCGCGAAGCCUGCCGCCGAUGCUCUUCCUUGCUCCAGCACCAGAGUCGUGCAUCUCGCACCCUUGCGAUACAAUGCUGCCAGUGGCUCCUGGGUCACCUCGUGCACCGAGCCGCCCCUCGUCAUGGACCCCGUCAGCUGCAUCUGCGGUGAGGUCGCCACGAAGCAAGUGCACGCAAGUGAGACACGGUUGCAUGUAGUCUUGAGUCCAGCCUCGGACAUGGCGCUGACGAAAAUCAAGGCUGGAGAGAUUCCACUCCCCGCAGCCCUGCCCAAGCUUUCCGCGGCAGCAGAAUCAGCGGCAGCCCCAGUCGCACCGCCAGAGCCCAAGGAGAUGAGUUUCGAUGCCAGCAGCUUCGUUCGGAGAAAGCUGGUCGAGAAUGUCUCCUUGUUCAUGGGUGGCCUCCGAAAUGCGUAUGAGGAGAAAGGCUGGAACAUUGUGGCAUCAGAUGGAUCCCUUAUGCUCGGCAAGGAGAAAUGGCAGUGGGAAAACGUGGUCUCAAGGAUCCCCGUCUACUUCCUGCACAUUCUCAAAGAUCAUGCCGGUUUCAAGUUUAGCACUCAAGUGCACAAUCAGCUCACUCAGCACCUGCCCAAGAGUGAAAGCUCCAAGAAGAACAUCCUCGCAUGGCUGAAGCAG
Symbiodinium sp. CCMP2456 is the source of this 5853-nucleotide messenger RNA. The record is from the annotation of a GenBank genome assembly. Lineage: Eukaryota; Dinophyceae; Suessiales; Symbiodiniaceae.